Camelina sativa (false flax) is the source of this 1684-nucleotide messenger RNA. RefSeq lists its product as uncharacterized. The record is from RefSeq and is a predicted model, not a curated record. NCBI's taxonomy places the organism in Eukaryota, Viridiplantae, Streptophyta, Magnoliopsida, Brassicales, Brassicaceae.
CCUGGCUCAAUCAAAGCCCACGCCCACCGUUUCUCUCGCUCGUCUCCGGUUUCCCCUAUUUGUCUUCAAUCUUCACGCUUCUUCUUCUUUUUUAGAUUUCUCCACCGAUCUCCGAACAAAGCAUUCACUUUUCCAGAUUUCUUAACCUUGACUUCCAAGUCAAACUCUCCGAUUCGUUAAUGAAUACUUCCUUUCGUCUUUCUCACCAGAUCUGAACCACCCUAUUCCGAUUUCUGACGAAAAAUUCGUAUUCCAAUUCACCGGCUUAGGUAUUUUCUCCAAAUUUUUGGGGCAAAAGAGAUUAAAUCUGAACAAUGGUGACGAUCAGAUUGGGAAUGCUCCAUUAUGUAAUUGACCAUGUCUACGGAGCGUUUAUGCACCGGACGAAGAUUACCCCACCCUUCUUCUCCCGUGGAUGGGGUGGUCAUAAUCUGGAAUUGCUCGAGCGGAUUGUGAAACAGCUCUUCCCUCUCGAGGUACAAGGUCAGAAUUGGCCACCGCCUUUGAUUCGUCCCGUUUGGAAAACUGUUUGGGAGACCAAGACCGCUACUUUGAGAGAAGGCGUUUUCCAGACUCCGUGUUGCCGUGAGCUUACCGCUGCUUUGCCUCCCGAGUCUCGUACCGCUAGGGUUGCUUGGCUUGUCCCCAAAAACGUUCCUCCUCAAAAGAUGGCAUGUGUGGUUCAUCUUGCAGGCACAGGUGAUCAUACAUAUGAUCGAAGAUUGCGUCUGGGUGGACCUUUGGUGAAACAAAACAUUGCAACAAUGGUGCUGGAAAGCCCUUUCUAUGGCCGAAGGCGUCCGUUUCUACAACGUGGAGCAAGACUCCUAUGUGUUAGUGAUCUACUUUUACUAGGGAGGGCAACUAUUGAAGAGUCCCGCAGUCUUAUUAACUGGCUAGACACUGAGGAAGGCUUUGGAAAGAUGGGUGCUUGUGGCCUUAGUAUGGGAGGAGUACAUGCUUCGAUGGUUGGAUCGCUUCAUCCAACACCAGUUGCAACACUUCCAUUCCUAUCUCCACACUCUGCGGUUGUUGCAUUCUGCGAGGGAAUAUUAAAGUAUGGAACCGCUUGGGAGGCACUGAGGGAGGAACUUGCAGCAGAGAAGAUCACAAUGACUCUUGAUGAAGUGAGAGAGCGGAUGCGAAGUGUUCUCUCGCUCACAGAUGUCACUCGCUUCCCUAUCCCCAAAAACCCCGAUGCUGUUAUCUUUGUUGCUGCAACUGAUGAUGGAUACAUACCGAAACACUCUGUGUUGGAGCUUCAAAAGGCCUGGCCUGGUUCAGAAGUGAGAUGGGUUACAGGUGGACACGUGUCCUCCUUCCUGCUGCACAAUGGUGAGUUUCGCAGAGCAAUCGUGGACGGUCUCGAUAGAUUAGAGUGGAAGGAGUCAUGGUGACUUAACAACAUACAUACAUCACACAACUCCUUUGUAACACAAAGGGAGGGGUCAUUAUGUAAAUGUCUAAAUCUCCUCGUUUUGUGUCAAUCUGUGUGUUAAAGUGGUGGGCUCUCCCUCUUUAAUAUUCAUUUGUCUUUGUAUUGUUUGUGUCCCCAACACAUAGCAACAAUUUUAGGGGUUCUCCACUCAUUUACAUUCCCAUUAUUCAAUCUUUAACACUAUUUUCUUUGGCUUUAAUUUUAGCAUGUGUUUAAACUUUAAAUUAUAAUUGUGUUUUCCAAUCA